Molecule: messenger RNA, 2026 nt
Organism: Xylaria bambusicola
Lineage: Eukaryota; Fungi; Ascomycota; Sordariomycetes; Xylariales; Xylariaceae
Product: ribonuclease III
Exons: 1
Coding region: 313-1581 (422 amino acids)
Biological process (GO): rRNA processing; primary miRNA processing; regulation of gene expression
Cellular component (GO): nucleus
Molecular function (GO): ribonuclease III activity; double-stranded RNA binding
Source: RefSeq, a predicted model, not a curated record
UGGACCCACCUUCGGGCAAGUGGCCAAUAGUUAGUCCGCCACUUCCAGUGCUCGACGUCUAUAGUGGGGUCGAGUGGGUUGCCGCAGCGCACGGUCCAGCGCAGAUAGGCCCCAGACGGCCCCGAUUGAGCGCCAAGCAUGGCACCGACAACCGCUAUCAGCUCGGCCAGGCUUGUAUUAGGAAACUUUUUCUGGGCCGGACACGAAACCGCAUCCACGACCCUCCUUCGAGAUACCACCGCCGUCCAGCCUCGUGUCUCGCAGGACCGUCCGAUUAUACCGUGUUGGGAUGAGGGAUUUGGUUAAUUGAACAUGAAAAGGAUACGAUACCAGCAAUUAUCGCGCCAGUGGCUUGCCACAACGCCCGCCCGCUCUGCGACACCCUCACAAGUAUCCCGACUUUCAAGGCCAGCACCGACUGCCUUGCAUUGCCAGAGAAGAUGCCAAUCCGCCACAUCAGUAACGCCCGAGGCGAUAUUCGACGAAGCAGAUAUCCAUGAGUCACCGGAAGAGAGCGCCAAUGUCCACGAAGUUGGUUCGAAACAGCUUCUACCUUCGCCACAUCCUGAUAGGGCUUUAUUUUCUGCUAAACUGGCGGCCCUUCAUGCGCGGUUGUCUCUAUCCUCCAAAAUUCCUCGCCAAGUUCUCGCACGAGCUCUCGUAGACCCUUCUGCCGACGCUCACCCCAAAUUCAACAAUGCCAACCUCGCCUUCGUGGGCGCUUCUUUGCUCCAAUAUCACACCUCGGAGUGGUUAGUGACGAGAUACCCCCGUCUACCCAUGUCCAUCUUAUUUGCGGCCAUGAAGGGCUACGCUGGCGAUCCCGCCUUACACCGAAUUGCCCGGGCCUGGGGUGUAGAAGCUGCCGCAGCCCCCGGCGAAGAGGUGGACCCGGGAUACCUCCAAUUCUCCAAGAACAACCCGACGGUGAAGAUGCAUAAGUGGGGUUAUGCUCGCGCCGAGUCGAAAGAGUUGAAUAAGUACAAGUGGCGUCGCGGCAUGAGCAGUCGGAUAGUUCUCGACGACCCAUUCGGCAACCUGGCAGAUGGAUCCGAGGAUACCCCACCAGAGACCGAUUUAGAAGUUAGUGAUGCUCGGAAUAAAAAGGAUCUGCUUGUCAACAGCGUAGACAAGAACGCCCACGCCAACUUUGUACGCGCCGUUGUCGGCGCCAUAUAUCUGCAUUGUGACAGCGAAACCGCAAAGAUGUUCAUCAAGUCCCAUGUGCUCUCCAGACAGCUAGACUUGUCGAACUUGUUUAACUUUACGCUCCCUGAACGAGAGCUGACACGAUUGUGUGCCCGCGAGAAUUUCGACCCACCCGUCGCACGAUUACUGAGCGAGACUGGUCGUCUGAGUAGGACCCCCGUUUAUGUCGUCGGCAUCUACAGUGGUUACGACAAGCUGGGCGAGGCUGCCGGCCCUAGUUUGGACGCUGCGAAGUCUGCCGCUGCUAUUAACACGCUUAAAUCAUGGUACCUAUAUAGUCCCGGCGAGGUCGGUUUGCCGAGCGAUACCUUUGCCGAGGACGCCGCUCCCUGGAAACCAGUCUAUGUUGACAUUGGCGAGAUAAUAUCUUGAACGCUAUUACCUAUGAAGAGCGCAACAGAGGCGGGGUAUUUGUACGAGAUAUGUAGAAAGCUCAAUUCGCUCCAUGCGAUUUGUACGAUUGAUUGAGGGUGUUGGGGAUUCCGAGGGUAAACAACAGGGAACGACGACCCGACUCACGCUCAUCAUCAUCAUCAUCAUCACUUACUCACAAAGACGGUCUGGUGUCGGUUAAAAUCAUUGGUUAGAUGAAACCCGUGUAUCAUAUCAUGCCAUAUCAUGUUGGGAAAGGAGGUUGAAACAAUGGCCAACUACAUGUAGAAACACAUACAUACAUACAACAAACAAGCAACAACAACAACAACGAUGAGAAAAUAUAUCUCUCGGUUCGAUUCAAUCGAUCGGUUGUAAAGCGAUGACGUUGGGAAUAGCCUCAAAGACCUACCUAGCUCUAUAAUAAAAUGUAUAUAUCAGACCA